UGGGCGGGCGUGACUUCAGCUGACAUUUGAAACCUGUUUGGCAUCCGCUGACGAGGACAUCAGCUGACAACUUCGACGCAAUGCUAGCCGUUUUCCUCCUCUUAUUUGGCUGCGUGUGGGGGUCUCACCUCAGGGAGGCCUCAGCAGUUAUCCUGGGCGUCGAGAAUGAGCAUUUUUGUUUCGGUGGUCUCCAGGUGCUAUACCCAGAGCUGACCGUUGAUAGAUGCAUGGUUGUUCCAGACGAUGACAAGAAACUUAGAGAGAAGCUCACCAUUACGUGGCAAGCUCCAAUUAUUCGGUACCCUGCAGCGGUAGAGGGUGAGAAGUACCUUCUGAUGAUGGUUGAUCCUGACGCUCCAAGUCACGCUUCACCAACUAUGGCUCACUGGAGGCACUGGUUGGUCACAGAUGUUGAGGGAAGUUCACUGAAGAAUGGAGACUUAAGAGGGCGCACAAUCACUGAGUACGCUCCUCCAACUCCACCACAGCAUAGCGGUUUGCACCGCUACCAGUUCCUGUUGUUCAAGCAAUCGCAGGACGUGCCGCCCCUCGGGUCGCAGACGUCAAGAGGUCAAUGGGAUGUGGCGUCCUUCGUCCAUGAUCACGCUCUGGGAUCUCCUGUGUCCAGCGUGCAGUUUCUCACGCAAAACUACCAAGACUAAAGAUCUCCUGAAAGUUGGAAUUAAUUACAGAUGCACAAUUGUUUUGCCGCUUAUCACAUCUGUUUAUCUGAAUGUAUUGUUUCCUCUUUGUGUUUUCCCUCUUGCAUGCAUUUCGAUGAUCGCAUGACGCUGUUGCGUGAGAUUAUGGGAGAAUAGGGGGGGAUUUCUUAUUAGUUUCCGAACUCUUUCGACGAGAAAAGGAAAAGGGCCUCUGAUAUCGCAAGCCGGUGUGGAAAGAGUCGCUUCUAAAUCAGGGGCGGAAACACGUCAUGGCCCAAAAUAGGAAGUAGGAGGUGAAACUGAGACCGCAGCACAACCGGAUGCUGCAGUGGAACUAAAAGUGACAUGAUGGCAAGGUGGGUGGGUGGGUGGCUUCGUGGUUUACAAUUUAUUUGGUGAAGGGAACUUACCGUGUGUUGUGUUUUUGUUUGCAUUUUUCCACUGACCCGUCAGCUCGAUUGGAAACAACUUCCAGAGAAAAUCUCGUCCGUCCAAACACGUCCUUGACUCCAUGAACCCGUUUUGAACUUUGGAGACUUGCAUAAGAGACCCACCUGGCAGGUCAACUUUUCAACCCUUCCACUCGCGGAUGCUUUUCCGACUUCUUUGUAGCGGGCGGGUAUUGGUUUCUAACCAGCACCUCUCCUCUGGGAUGGGCUUGUAUCAAUAGCCCAGAUUUCUGAAUCUCCAUCAAGGACUUUGAUGUUGUGGUGAUCAAUCCUUUGAUUAACCCCAGUUUGGUGUCUCCUCAGUGGUCCAGGCAGGAGUAGGUAAUGUUCCUUUGGUGGAUAAGACGGCCUUGGUAAAGCCCCAGCGUGCCCUUCUGAUGAACCCUCCGAGAUCAUUGAUCAAUUUUGUUUGCUUCCUGGUCCAAACAAAACAACUCUUUAGUAUCCAUCACGUGGAACGUCGCUCUCCACCUUGAUGUUACCUAUCAAAUAUUUUCACAGUUGGCAUGCAGGCUAUAAAUCCACACACUCAUUGUGUAACGUGCCAAGUGGAAGAGAAUCAUCACGCCCCCCCCCCCCCUAAAAAAAAAAAGGAAAAAAACACACCUACUUGGAAUGCAUCAGCAAUCCAGCCCUUUGCCAAGAUUUUGACUUGAAAAAUCAAAACAGCGCUUUUGCUUCCAUUCAUAUCUCGACGCCCGGGCUGCCAGAAACAACUGGAUUUGUCACUGUUUUGAUUUUGCUCCGAAUGUCAAGAGCAUUGACAGCUGUCAUUCGCCGACCCCGGAGAAUAUCGCAAAUGUAUUCAAUACCUUCUUAAUGUAUUCAAACGUUGAUUAAUUCAAAUGAAUUAGUUUAAUCAAUUCCGUUGCCUAACCGAGACAAAAAGGGAUCUAAUAAGCGCAACCGCUUUUCUCCCUCACCGUUGAAGAACUGGCUUGAUUUCACUGGAGGAUUGGAAACAUAAAUGCGACGUAAACACGCUUUAUUGUGACGCCGUGUCUCGCUGAGCAAUGACCUGUAUUGACUGCAGCGUGGGAUCGCGACGUUGGCUUCGAGGGAAACGCAUCUUUGCUUUAAUCAACAUUAAACACUGCAUAAUGCAAUGCCGGCUUGGACUUGUUCUGUUCUGUCAUCCAAACUCACCUUGAGGCAUGAAAAAAGUCCAAAUAACAUCGCAUUAUUGAUCUUCCACUUUGAGCCUUCCUUCCGAAGCCAGGAAAAAGAAAAAGUGAUUUGACUAUACGGGCCUGGGUUUUCCAUGAGCUGGAUUGGGUGGCUGUGCACCCGUGUGACGCUGUGUUGGAAAGAGGCUUUAGCGCAGGUACAAGGUCAGGUGUUUCCAAGCAAGCGAUCACUCGGGCUCUCCCAUCUGCCUGCGCUGGAUGAUUAUCAUGGACUAAGAGCUUUGUCUUUCGCUCUCAUUGGUUUGCAUUGAUAAACGCCACGCUGCUCUUCUAUCAGGUUUCCUCAAAUAGUGGCUCCCACUCGAAACGUGGUCCACUUGAACAAAUAAACACCUCUCCCCAAAUAGAUGCUUCCUCUUAGGGAAGAAAAAAAAAAAAGUGCAAAACGUAGCUGAGUCUAUGUGAACAUUGCGGCUAAGAAAAACAGCAGCACCAAACAGACUCAGAUUAAUAGAGUUCUCGAUACAGAGAUGAUUUUAUUUAAAUGAUGUAAAGACAGCAUAUUUUCAGUCAUGUUUCAUCUGCGCUAUAUUUAAUUCAAUAAGAUCAAUAGACGUCAAUCACCCCGUAACUGAAUCACGGUUUAUUUUGCUGAUUCAAGUGUCCAGCCUGGGCCAGGGAAGAUGCUGCUCGUCCACUCACUGGUGCAACUGUUUCCACGGGGCUGGCCGGGCGACGCGCGGGGAGCCUGGGAAGCCGAGCUCUCUGUCCUUAUAUGGGCAUCUACGUCACGCCAAGGUUCCAGCCCACUAUUAAUGCCGCCCAACCUUCCGCCCGCCCGUCACACUGAAGUCUCCCCAUCCACUGGAACCACAAGCAGCCCGCAAAAGGCAUCCACGCCGGUCCCGAGUCAUAACAAAAUAGUACACGCACGGAAGCGUCGACGCAUCGGGCGGGGAGGAGAUCAACUAAGCAUCAACAAGAUAAACUUCGGAACGCACCAGGAGCCGCCGCUGCCGCCGGAGUCGGAGCCCGACUCCUCGCACCUGACUCCCGGAGGGGGAUAUACAUACGACGGCCCCCUCCCAGCCUCCCUCCCUGUCUCCGUCCGUCCACAUCCAUGUCGGAGUGACUCGCAGUGCUAUGACCGGGAAAGUGGCGGACAAGCUUCCUCUUACCAUGAGCAGUCUAAUAAACAGCAUCCCCGACAGCCUGUACCCAGAAGAGGACGUCCCCACCUCCAUGAACAUUUUCACCAGCACGGAAUCUAUUAACCACUACUCGCAGAUGAACGCGGCGGAUAAUAUCAUGGAUAUAGGCAUGGGAGGCGAGAAAGCCGCUGGAGAGAUUCAGUACGGGUCCAGCUUCCAGUCCAACCGCAGCGGGCAGACCGUCACCUACCUGGGCAAGUUCGCCUUCGACACGCCUCCCUCGGGCGGCAUCGGCGGCUCGGGCUGGUGCUCCGACAACAACAUCAUCAGUCUGGUCAGCGCGGGGAUCCUCGGCGUUUCUCCGUCGUCGGGCACGGUAAGCGCCCAGACGCCGUCCUCGGCGGCCGGCAUGGGAGGACAGAACUCGGACAUGGAGCAGGUUUACGGGCCGCCGCUGCCCGCCUACUCCACCUGCGGCGACCUAUACCAGGACCAGGUGUCCUUCCACCACAGUCCCGCCGGCGGCACGGCCCUGGCGUACCCCGCCAAUGACUAUCACUCCACGUCCAAAGGCUCCAUGGACGGCAGCCUCUUCUCCAUGAUCCCCGACUACAACCUCUUCCAUCACCAGGGGGAGGUCAGCGUGAUGGAGCACAAGCCCUUCCAGACUAUGGACCCCAUCCGGGUCAACCCUCCGCCCAUCACCCCUCUGGAAACCAUCCGAGCGUUCAAAGACAAGCAGCAAAUCCACCCGGGUUUCAUCGGCGGCCAGCAGCACGCUCCUUCCCACCACCCUCCCCCGCAAACUCUGACGCUCAAACCCAUCCGGCCGCGCAAAUACCCCAACCGGCCCAGCAAAACGCCGGUCCACGAACGUCCGCACGCCUGCCCGGCGGAGAACUGCGACCGGCGCUUCUCGCGUUCCGACGAGCUGACGCGCCACCUGCGCAUCCACACGGGCCACAAGCCCUUCCAGUGUCGGAUAUGCAUGCGCUCGUUCAGCCGCAGCGACCACCUGACCACGCACAUCCGCACGCACACCGGCGAGAAACCCUUCUCCUGCGAGUUCUGCGGACGCAAGUUCGCCCGCAGCGACGAGAGAAAGCGACACGCUAAGGUUCACCUGAAACAGAAGGACAAGAAAGCGGCCGACAAGGGCAACGGAGUGCUCGGGAGCCACAGUUCCCCGCCCGGCUCCUGCGGAGGCCCCACCAUGGGGCCCUCGUGACCAUCGCUCCCUGCUCACGGACCGGUCUGACCCUUACAUCGACUCGGGGCAACAGGGCCGCCGGGCCCAGGAUAAGAAACGCUACGGGUGACUCUCGCUCGCAUCCUCUCUUGUUUUGAGAUGGAAGUCCGGGGGGGAAGGGGGGAGGGGAGGGGAGGAGGCCGCGCCGCCAACCUGAGAGAAUCUUCGUACAUUCCGCCCAAAAGGCCAUGGAGCAUCCACGCCCUCUGCCCCCGGUUCCCCUUUUGUACAUUUCUUAACCGAGAACAAGCCAGAAUCGAUCGCAGCUAUCGAAAUGGACAAAGUAAAUAUUAAGAGAGGAGCAAAGUGAAAGGGUGAGUUGUCUGAGAUGUAUGCAUUCCUUUUCCUCGGCUGUUAAAAAGUGCAAUUGGUUGUGUUUGUGUGCUGUCAUGGACACCUUAUUAGUGGCACUUGUCUUUUUUUUUUUUUGUUUCAUUUGAUUUUUUGUUACCGUGUGGUGUUUUUUAUUCUAUUUGAAUGUUGUUUUCUCCAAUGAAUGUGCCAAAUGUAUUGUAGUAACUCAGCCAACCUUGUUUUUUUUUUUGUGCCUGAUAUUUACCAAACUUGAGUGAGAUCUGCGUCCGCGUAGGGUUCAAAGAAAGGUCAGACUCCAAAGUCGCUCAAAUUAUUAUUUUUUUAUUUCACACCAUCAAGUUCGGUUGAAACGGAGCAGGUGUCAAACUAGCAUGUUACAUGUCGGAGGAAUGGUUCCUUCUACUUCCCAGUAUUUGCAUAGCAGUCAACAUCCAAAUCAUUUUCAAAUGCUAAGUCUAAGCCAACAAGGAAGUUUCUUGUUUUUUUUGUACCAUAUUUAAAUUUGUAUGCAAGUUACUGCCGUUUGUGUCAUGCGCUCAAACGCACCAUAAAAAAAAAAAAAAAGGUUUUGUACAUAUAUGUGCAUGCUACAAUGCACAAUAUGUUAAUCCAACAUAUCUGCAUUAAUUAAAAGAGAAGCUUUGGACUGAACGCUUGUUGAGGUUAUGUUUCAAAGUUAAUUGAAGAAAAAAAAUUGCUCCAUGCCUGAAGUGGUAAAGCCUUCUUCCAUUUUGGAGAGGCUAAAUGAUUGCAUCAUCUCUCAAACCUCUGCGUAAACCAACAUUUUUCUCAAGUGGUUUUUGUUGUUGUUGUUGUUGACCAUUGUGCUGAAAGGAGGUUGAAAAGACACCAAAUGUCUUCUUCCACCAAACAAUACUCACAUUUGGGCCAAAAAGAUACACUAGUCGUCAAAAGCUGACCCGAUUUCUUUCCGGUUUAUGAAACAGUCAAAUAGACAUUGUCUGCUCAGAAAUGAAAAUGAACGUGUGAAUUUGACGUCAGUCGACAAAAGCCGUGAAAUGUCCACCCAGGUUAUUUCAUGAAUAGAAAUGUGCAUUCCGGGACCAAUAACCACUUUAUGGAUAAUCUAAUUAUAUAUCUUCUCCAGAAGCAUUGAGUCUGGCUGGCAGAUUUUUUUUUUGGGGUGCAGGAAUCAGUUGUGCUUGUUAAAUUCUAUUGGAGCGAGACUUUCCGACAUAUUGCGAUCAAGUAUUGGCGAGCGAGGGUGAAACAGAAAG
This is a messenger RNA of Syngnathus acus (greater pipefish), 6191 nucleotides long. It is a transcript of the gene egr3, whose product is annotated as early growth response 3. Gene Ontology annotation, biological process: regulation of transcription by RNA polymerase II. The record is from RefSeq and is a predicted model, not a curated record. Bases 3382 to 4617 code for a protein of 411 amino acids. NCBI's taxonomy places the organism in Eukaryota, Metazoa, Chordata, Actinopteri, Syngnathiformes, Syngnathidae. Gene Ontology annotation, molecular function: RNA polymerase II cis-regulatory region sequence-specific DNA binding; DNA-binding transcription factor activity, RNA polymerase II-specific. The transcript is spliced from 10 exons.